Molecule: messenger RNA, 1065 nt
Organism: Venustampulla echinocandica
Lineage: Eukaryota; Fungi; Ascomycota; Leotiomycetes; Helotiales; Pleuroascaceae
Exons: 1
Coding region: 1-1065 (354 amino acids)
Source: RefSeq, a predicted model, not a curated record
AUGGCUUCGGAAGGGACAAUCCAACCGCGGUGCCUACUCUACGACACAACCUUUACCUUACACCGCCUUUCACCCCUUUACACAAGCAGAGAUGUCCAUCUCGACAAUUUAGCUCUAUCUCAACAUGCGCGAAGAUUCCGGGAUAUCAUAGUUGGGGACGUUCUGCGCGGCGUGCAAGUUGGCUUAGAAUCCGAAGGCAGCGCCCUCCAGCGUACUGGAGCAUUACAGAACGUGACUUGGAGGUUAUUAUCCCAUGAGGAACUGUGGAAUCCGCAGGAUGAGACGCAGAUCGCACACGGUGAGGAGGACACAACGACCCUGGGUGCUAGCUCUGGGAUGCUCAUGAAAAUUACCUACGAACGGACCGCCUAUACCGCUAUUUUGCUACGAGACAUUCAACGAGAGAUUGAAGAUGGAUCCAUAACUGGUAUGGAUCUUGAUGGGGAUGAGUCUAUAUACUUUCCUCUCUUGUUAACGAAAAUGCCGGGCCCGUUGCGGGACACUUUUGCCGACUUCCUAACAACUACUUUCGAUACUAGGAUUUCGGUUCUCCGUCUUCCGAGGACAUAUACCACAACGGCAUUUGAGAGAUAUGUGGCAUAUGUUUGUAUUAGGGAAGAUGGCGAUCUUAUGGACUAUACAGAGAGCAGUGGAGCCUUGAAUCGAGUUGUCGGUAGCGUGGUGGUCUCCAUUGGAUUUGAUCUUCCUGACGGAUCCUCUACGCUCAAGACAAUCGAUAUUAAGAUCGCUAAGCCUGAUCUACCGGGAAUCAUGUUGAGGGGAAAUAGUCUGGGAGGCGGAGCUGAUAAGUCACCGUUUGUGAAUGCCUUAACUACUUAUGUUAAGGCACGUAUGGCGCUAGAUUUGGCUCAUGAGAGGGUCAAGGUCAUGGCCAUUGCUUGUGAGGCUUUUAGUCUUGGUGCCGAGGGAAAAGUCAAACUAACGUCGCCGUGGGUUGACAACGACGGAGAAAGUCCUGGGAAACGAUCAACUAUACGAUUGCUGAACAGUCUUGUUGUCUUCGCUAAAGGGGGUACAUUGUCAGAAGGAUAUGACGGCCCGUGA